CAGAGUCAACCCAGCCUUGUCCCAGGAGAGUAGGAACCUCAGGGAGCGAAGCGAGAGAGACAGACACUGAGAAAGGGAGAAAAGAAAAGAGAGGGACACAGAGAGAGAGAAAGAGAGUGAGGCAGGCCUAUCGGACCACCUGCUUGGGAUUCGCUGUCGUGAGACAGCGCCAUUCCGGCUAGAUGGAUUAGCCAAGAGAGCCGGCUCCCACCAGCUUUCUCUCCCCCCCCCUCCACCCGUGCCCGUCCGCCCGCCCGGCGGCUCCUUCGUCUGUGGAGGCCCCCACCUGUGGUCUGCCUGCCGCAACACACCGCCCACGCUAGCGCUAGCGCUCUCUCCUUUCUCACCCCACCACCCAGCCUGGGGAAGGCUAGCACUGCGCUUUGUACCUAAGGAGCAGGACUUGGCUUUUUCUAUGGUGCAUAUGUUUUGAGGAUAACAUCAGGCUGCCAAUCACAUAAUUACAGGCUGUGAAAGAGGGACGCUGUUUCCCCCCCUCUUUUGGUUGGGAUUUCAGUUGGAUUUGGAUUACUGAUUUUGGUAUGGGUAUCACCCUAUGAUUGCGUGAGCUCACAGGCAUCGAGCAGGAGCUUUGGGAUCCACAGAGCGAGUGCCAACCACACACCAUGGUUCCGCGCCACAGACAGCCUGCUCCCCUGGCCAGGAGGCCCACCUUGCUGCUCCCGCUGCUGCUGCUGCUGUUGCUCGGUUGGGCGACGGGACCUGCCCACGCAGACAGCAUGCCCAACUUCGUAAAGUCCCCUGAUGACCAGAUAGGUAUAUCUGGCGGAGUGGCGUCGUUCGUGUGCCAGGCGGUGGGCGAGCCCAAGCCCCGCAUCACAUGGAUGAAGAAGGGGAAGAAAGUCAGCUCUCAGCGCUUUGAGGUGAUUGAGUUUGACGACGGCUCAGGGUCAGUGUUGCGCAUCCAGCCCCUGCGCACGCACCGAGACGAGGCCAUCUACGAGUGCACGGCCACCAACAGCGUGGGUGAGAUCAACACCAGCGCCAAGCUCACCGUCUUAGAAGAGGACCAGAUUCCACAUGGCUUCCCCACCAUUGACAUGGGCCCCCAGCUGAAGGUGGUGGAGAGAACGCGCACGGCCACCAUGCUGUGCGCCGCCAGCGGAAACCCAGACCCGGAGAUCUCCUGGUUCAAAGACUUCCUGCCCGUCGACAUCACCGGCAGCAAUGGACGUAUCAAGCAGCUCCGCUCAGGUGGUACGCCAAUCAGAGGAGCGUUGCAGAUCGAGAACAGUGAGGAGUCGGAUCAGGGCAAGUACGAGUGUGUGGCCAUGAACAGCGCAGGGACGCGCUACUCCGCCCCCGCCAACCUCUACGUGCGAGAUCAGCGGGAAGUGCGACGCGUUCCGCCUCGCUUCUCCAUUCCCCCCAACAACCACGAGGUGAUGCCCGGCGGCAGCGUCAACCUCACCUGUGUGGCGGUGGGCGCCCCGAUGCCCUUCGUCAAGUGGGUGACGGACGGGGUGGAGCUGACCAAGGAGGACGACAUGCCCGUCGGGCGCAACGUGCUGGAGCUCACCAACAUCCGCCAGUCAGCCAACUACACCUGCGUCGCCAUGUCCUCACUUGGCAUCAUCGAGACCACCGCACAGAUCACCGUCAAAGCCCUGCCCAAAUCCCCGAUGACGCUGCUCGUUACGGAAACCACCGCCACCAGUGUGACCCUGACGUGGGACUCGGGCAACCCGGAGCCCGUGUCCUACUACGUCAUCCAGUACCGGCCCAAGCAGUCGGAGAACAACUUCCAGGAGGUGGACGGCGUGGCGUCGACGCGCUACAGCAUCGGCGGCCUGAGCCCCUACUCGGAGUACGAGUUCCGCGUGAUGGCGGUGAACAACAUCGGGCGCGGGCCGCCCAGCGGUCCCGUGGACACGCGCACGAGCGAGCAGGCGCCGUCCUCGCCGCCGCUGCACGUGCAGGCGCGCAUGCUCAGCUCCAGCACCAUGCUGGUGCAGUGGAAGCCUCCGGAGGAACCCAACGGCCAGAUCCGCGGCUACCGCGUCUACUACACCGAGGACCUGCAGUCGCCGCUCAGCACCUGGCAGAAGCACAACACCGACUACUCGGAGCUGACCACCAUCUCGGGCCUCACGCCCGACAUCACCUACAGCCUGCGCGUGCUCGGAUUCACGUCCGUCGGAGACGGGCCGCCCUCGGACGUCCUGCAGGUCAAGACCCAGCAAGGAGUGCCAGCCCAGCCUGCAGGCUUCGAGGCGGAGGCAGAGCUGGACACACGCAUCAUGCUCACCUGGCUCUGGCCUGUCCAGGACCAGAUCAUCAAGUACGAGCUCACCUACUGGGAGGCCGACUCAGGAAACAAGCAACAUGUGGUCUUUGACCCUGCUGGUUCGUAUGCAGUGGAGGGCCUGAAGCCAGACACUCUGUACAAGUUCUCCCUGGCUGCCCGCUCCGAGAUGGGCCUGGGUGUCUACACACAGCCCAUAGAGGCUCGCACGGCUCAGUCAACGCCGUCAGCUCCUCCUCAGGAGGUGCACCUGGUCAGCCUCACCUCAACCAGCAUCCAGGUGAGUUGGACGGCGCCGCCGGCCGCCCUGCGCCACGGCAACAUCGUGCGCUACUCGCUGGCCUACCAGGCGACGUCCGGGGAGGACACGCAGCGCCACGAGGUGCCCGACAUUCCCGCCGACGCCUCCAGCCACGUGCUGGACGUCCUGGAGAAGUGGACCGAGUACCAGGUGUGGGUGAGGGCCCACACGGAUGUGGGGCCCGGCCCGGAGAGCCCGGCCGCUCGGAUCAGAACCAAAGAGGACGUGCCAGGCGCUCCUCCCCGGCGGGUGGAGGUGGAGGCGGUGAACUCAACAGCACUGCGGGUGACGUGGAAGCCACCGCUCGCCUCCAAGCAGCACGGCCAGAUCCGCGGCUACCAGGUGGUGUACUCGCGGCUGGAGAACGGAGAGCCGCGCGGCCAGCCCGUCAUCCUGGACGUCGCCCUGCCCGAAGCCCAGUGGGCCGAUGAAGAAUCCACGGAAUAUGAGGCCUUCAUAACGGGGCUGCACGCCGAGACCACCUACUCGGUCACUGUGGCGGCAUACACCACCAAAGGAGAUGGAGCACGGAGCAAAGCCAAAGUGGUCGUAACGCCUGGUGCAGUGCCAGGGAAGCCCACCAUGCUGAUAAGCACCACCAUCGGCAACACGGCCCUGAUCCAGUGGCAGCCUCCUAAGGACAUGGUGGGCGAGCUGAUGGGCUACCGUCUCCAGUACAAGCGCGAGGAGGAGCGCGACUUCACCGUGCGGGACUUCCGUAAGACCGACGACCACUUCACCGUCACCGGGCUGCACAAGGGCGCCACCUACCUGUUCCGGCUGAGCGCCAAGAACCGCGCCGGCCACGGCGAGGAGUACGCCAAGGAGAUCAGCACGCCCGAGGACGUGCCGGGCAGCUACCCGCAGAACCUGAGCGUGGUGGGCCUCACCACGACGACCACCACUCUGGCAUGGGAGCCCCCGGCGCUGGCGGAACGCAACGGGCGCAUCGUGCAGUACGUGGUGGUGUACCGCGACAUCAACAGCCAGCAGAACCGCACCAACAGCACGGCCAACACCACGCUCACCAUCCAGGGCCUGCAGCCGGACACCACCUACGACAUCCGCGUGCGGGCCUUCACCAGCAAGGGAGGAGGACCGCUCAGCCCCAGCAUCCAGAGCAGGACCAUGUCCACCUCCGUGGCAGAGUUUACCAAAAACUUUGGCGUGAAGGCUGUUAUGAAGAGCUCUGUGUUGCUGACAUGGGAAGUCCCGGAAACCUUUAAGUCUCAAGUGCCUUUCAAGAUCCUGUACAACCAGCAGAGCGUGGAGGUGCAGGGCCACCAGCGGAGGAAGCUGAUCACGCGGCUGCAGCCUGACACCGACUACUCGUUCGUGCUAAUGAGCCGGGGCAGCAGUGCUGGUGGGCUACAGCAGCAGGUGUCCAUCCGGACCGCGCCUGACCUGCUCAAGACCAAACCAGCGCGCCACACUGGUGACCAAGACGAGGGCGGCAAGCUCACGGUCACACUGCCUAAAGUCCAGAGCACCACUGUCAAGUGGUACUACAUUGUGGUUGUUCCUGUCACCACCGAUACACAGAGAUGGGAGAAUCCAGACGACAUCGACCUGGAUGAGCUCCUGGGAGCCAGCAGCACAGACAGCAAUGGCGCAUGGAGGAGGCGGCGGCGGAGUACCCAAGAUCUCCUGCGGCCGUACAUCGCAGCCAAGCUGGAGAGCCUCCCCGACACGUUCACUCUAGGGGACGAGAAGAGGUACAACGGCUUCCUCAACAAGCCCCUGCCCGGCGACCAGACGUACCGCUGCUUCGUGCUGGCAGCGCUUGGGGAAAGCGACUCGAAGACGUUUGCGGCGAGCCCGUUCUCUGAGCCGAUGGCGGUGAAGCUACCCAACGGGAUGUCCCGGACCUCGGAGGACCCCGAGAUGCUGUGGGUCAUGGGCCCCGUGCUGGCCGUGGUCCUCAUCAUCAUCAUCGUCAUCGCCAUCCUGCUCUUCAAGAGCAAACAGGAAAGGAAGCGCACGUCUCCCUCAACCAAAGACGAGCACUCUGCUGGGGUGAAAGACUGUCUGCUGGCUCAUUCCUCCGACCCUGUGGAGAUGAGAAGACUCAACUACCAGACACAAGGUUCCAGCGCCCCCAUCUGCCCGAAUACUCCAAGGAUGAGGGAGCACCCGCCCAUCUCCACAUGUGACCUGGCUGACCACAUCGAGAGACUGAAAGCCAACGAUAGCCUGCGCUUCUCCCAGGAGUAUGAGUCCAUUGAUCCUGGCCAGCAAUUCACCUGGGAGCACUCCAACCUGGAAGUCAACAAGCCAAAGAACCGCUAUGCAAAUGUCAUCGCCUACGACCACUCCAGAGUGAUCCUCACACCUGUGGAUGGGGUGCCCGGGAGCGACUACAUCAAUGCCAACUACAUUGACGGCUACCGCAAGCAGAACGCCUACAUCGCCACGCAGGGCCCGCUGCCUGAGACGCUCAGCGACUUCUGGAGGAUGGUGUGGGAGCAGCGCAGCAGCACCAUCGUCAUGAUGACACGCCUCGAGGAGAAGUCACGGGUGAAGUGUGACCAGUACUGGCCCAGCAGAGGGACAGAGACCUACGGCAUGAUCCAGGUCACCAUGUUGGACACCCUGGAACUGGCCACCUACAGCGUGCGCACCUUCGCCUUGUACAAGAAUGGCUCCAGUGAGAAGCGUGAGGUCCGGCAGUUCCAGUUCAUGGCGUGGCCGGACCAUGGCGUGCCCGAGUACCCCACCCCCAUCCUGGCCUUCCUGCGGCGCGUCAAGGCCUGCAACCCCCCAGACGCCGGGUCCAUGGUGGUCCACUGCAGUGCUGGUGUGGGUCGCACGGGCUGCUUCAUCGUGAUCGAGGCCAUGCUGGAGCGCAUGAAGCACGAGAAGUCAGUGGACAUCUACGGGCACGUGACGUGCAUGCGCUCCCAGCGCAACUACAUGGUGCAGACGGAGGACCAGUACAUCUUCAUCCACGAGGCCCUGCUGGAGGCAGCCACCUGCGGGCACACCGAGGUGCCCGCGCGCAACCUCUACGCCCACAUCCAGAAGCUCACGCAGGUGCCGCCUGGCGACACAGUCACCGCCAUGGAGCUGGAGUUCAAGAAGCUGGCCAACUCCAAAGCACAUACCUCAAGAUUCAUCAGUGCCAACCUGCCGUGCAACAAGUUCAAGAACCGGCUGGUCAACAUCAUGCCCUUCGAGUCCACUCGUGUCUGUCUGCAGCCCAUUCGCGGCGUGGAGGGCUCAGACUACAUCAAUGCCAGCUUCAUCGACGGAUACAGGCAGCAGAAGGCCUACAUCGCCACACAGGGCCCCCUUUCCGAGACCACUGAGGACUUCUGGAGAAUGCUGUGGGAGCAUAACUCCACCAUCGUGGUCAUGCUGACCAAACUGAGGGAAAUGGGCCGCGAGAAGUGCCAUCAGUACUGGCCAGCUGAGCGCUCAGCCCGCUACCAGUACUUCGUGGUGGACCCCAUGGCCGAAUACAACAUGCCCCAGUACAUCCUGAGGGAGUUCAAGGUCACAGAUGCCAGGGAUGGCCAGUCCAGGACUAUUCGCCAGUUCCAGUUCACUGAUUGGCCGGAACAGGGCGUGCCAAAAACUGGAGAGGGCUUCAUUGACUUCAUCGGCCAAGUGCACAAAACCAAGGAACAGUUCGGCCAGGACGGACCAAUCACUGUGCACUGCAGUGCGGGUGUUGGGCGGACAGGCGUCUUUAUCACCCUGAGCAUCGUGCUGGAGAGGAUGAGAUACGAGGGCGUGGUGGACCUCUUCCAGACCGUGAAGACACUGCGCACCCAGAGACCAGCCAUGGUGCAGACAGAGGACCAGUAUCAGCUAUGUUACCGGGCAGCUCUGGAGUACCUGGGCAGCUUUGAUCACUAUGCAACGUAACCGCUUCCCCCUUCUACAACAGCGCCGGCUUGCCCCCUCUACCCACAUCCUCCUCCAGCCGGGCUUUGGAUCUUCUGGGCAACACAACACCCACCCACCCAGCCAGUUCUCUUCCGGAAACUUCUUCUUGGGGUGGAGUUGGG
This is a messenger RNA of Alosa alosa (allis shad), 6580 nucleotides long. RefSeq names its product protein tyrosine phosphatase receptor type Fa (gene ptprfa). NCBI's taxonomy places the organism in Eukaryota, Metazoa, Chordata, Actinopteri, Clupeiformes, Clupeidae. The transcript has 37 exons. Gene Ontology annotation, biological process: protein dephosphorylation. The record is from RefSeq and is a predicted model, not a curated record. Bases 627 to 6437 code for a protein of 1936 amino acids. Gene Ontology annotation, molecular function: protein binding; protein tyrosine phosphatase activity.